Molecule: messenger RNA, 2223 nt
Organism: Gracilinanus agilis (Agile Gracile Mouse Opossum)
Lineage: Eukaryota; Metazoa; Chordata; Mammalia; Didelphimorphia; Didelphidae
Product: splicing factor 3B subunit 2-like
Biological process (GO): mRNA splicing, via spliceosome
Cellular component (GO): nucleus; U12-type spliceosomal complex; catalytic step 2 spliceosome
Source: RefSeq, a predicted model, not a curated record
AUGUGGGUGGGUGACUCUGUGAGCCUCUCUGAGGAAGAGCAGCCACUGAAGUUGGUCCAGCAGCAGACUGCCUUGCUAAUGCAGCAGGAGGAGUGGAGCCAACAGGCAGCUGUGUUACUGGUGCAGGAAAUGGCCAAGAUGGGUUCCUCAGUUCCUUGGCCACCACAAGACUUGGGUCCUAUUUCGGGUCAGGCCCCAGAGGGUCCUCAAGUUGCAACUCCUGUCAGUUCCCCAUCUUCUGGGGUACCUAUUGGAGCUCCAGCCCCCAGUCCACAGGGUCCCCCACCUCCACCAGGAGAAGAAGAAAGAGAGAUGGAUGACUCCAGCAUGGGUCCCAAGAUCCCACCAGCAUUAGAGAAGAUUCUGCAGCUGAAGGAAAUUCUCCAGGAGGGGCUGAUAUCAGUACAUGAUGAAGAGAACAUGGAGAUAGACCCAAGGACAUCCCUGGGGAUCUCCGCUUCUGAGACUGAGGAUGAUAGGGCAUCUUUCUCUAAAAAGGAAAAAAAAUGAAAGAGAGGGAACCACAAGAAAAAGAAGCUCCACGGUGGGACAGCAGGGCAUGGUGCUGCCUCUGGGAGCCUGGGGGGGCCAUGAGAAAGAGUCUCCAAGCCCUCAUGGCACAGAUUCUCAGACUGACCCAGUAGAGAUUAUGUGACUGAGGAGCCUGAAAUCUGUGAACCCAACUUUAUCUUCUUUAAGAGGAUUUUUGAAGCUUUCAAGCUGACCAAUGCUGUGAAGAAAGAGGAGCCAGGGAAACUGGACAAGAUGGAGAACUCCGCAGCCCCCAAGAAGAAGGGCUUUGAUGAGGAGCACAAAGACAGUGACAAUAAUAGCAGUGAUGUUGAGCAGAAGAAACCCAAAGCUCCCAAACUCUCUAAGAAGCAGCUCAGGAGGAUGAACCGUUUUACUGUGGCUGAGCUGAAGCAGCUGGUGGCCCGGCCAGAUGUGGUGGAAUUGCAUGAUGUGACAGCCCAGGACUCCAAGCUAUUGGUGCACCUAAAGGCCACAAGGAACUCUGUGCCAGUGCCCACGUGUUUUAAGCGCAAAUACCUUCAGGGCAAGCGAGGCAUUGAGAAGCCACCUUUUGAAUUGCCAGAUUUUAUCAAAAGAACAGGAAUUCAGGAGAUUCGAGAGGCUCUCCAGGAGAAGGAAGAACAGAGGACCAUGAAGUCAAAAAUGCGAGAGAAGGUUCAACCCAAGAUGGGGAACAUUGACAUUGACUACCAGAAACUCCAGGAUGCCUUCUUCAAGUGGCAGACCAAGCAGAAGUUGACGAUUCAUGGGGACCUUUACUAUGAAGGUAAGGAGUUUGAGACUCGAUUGAAGGAGAAGCAGCCAGGAGAUUUGUCUGAUGAGUUGAGGAUUUCUUUGGGGAUGCCAGUUGGACCAAAUGCUGACAAAGUUCCUCCCCCAUGGCUAAUGGCUAUGCAGCAAUAUGGACCUCCCCCUUCCUACCCCAACCUGAAGAUCCCAGGACUGAAUUCUCCCAUUCCCCAGAGCUGUUCCUUUGGUUACCAUACUGGGGGCUGGGGUAGACCUCCUGUGGAUGAGACUGGGAAACCACUCUAUGGAGAUGUGUUUGGAACCAACAUAGCAGAAUUUCAGACUAAAACAGAAGAAGAGAUUGACCGGACUCUUUGGAGGGAGCUGGAACCUUCUGAUGAGGAGUCCUCAGAGGAGGAAGAGGAGGAGGAGGAAGAAGAGGAAAAAAGCAGCAAAGAUAAACAGGAUGCAACAGGCUUAAUUACCCCUGCAGACAGUUGUCUCAUCACCCCUGGGGACUUCUCUUCAGUGCCAAUGGGAAUGGAGAUACCUGAACUGAUUGAACUCAGAAAAAAGAAUGAAAAGGCUAUGGAUGGCAGUGAGACACCCCAGCUGUUCACUGUGCUUCCUGAGAAGAGGACAGCCACCAUUGGUGGAGUCAUAAUGGGUUCCACCCAUGUUUAUGACUUGUCUAUGGUGAUGAGCUGGAAGGGUCCAGCCCAAGAACUGCAAGGGGUGGAUGUGGCCUUAGCCCCAGAAGACUUGGAGCUGGAUCCUAUGGUGAUGACCCAGAAAUAUGAGGAGCACAUGCUCAAACAGCAGACCCAGGUAGAGAAGGAGGACUUCAGAGACAUGGUAGCCGAGCAUGCUGCCAAGCAGAAGCAAAAGAAGUGGAAGGCUCAGCCUCGGCCCCAAGAUAGCCAAAGGUGUAGUAAGAAAUACAGAGAAUUAAAGUUUUAA